GCCAUUUGUUUGAUUUGUAAUGAAUGUUAUUCUUCGACGCUCUCUGAGUCUGAUCCAGAUGAAUACUGAGACUCAGAGAAAUCUAUCACAGCGCCUCUCCGCUCGGCUUUCCCACCGCAUACGGCGGCAGCCCCACCAAACAAGCCGCCCUCCGGCAAAGCAGAGGAAGAAUUAAUGGCGUUUCUGUUGAGGUGAUUCUUACAUGCCUGCGGCCAGACGAUGAUGGUUCCUAGUUUUUCUGCCAUGGGAAAGUGAGAAAUUCAACAAUCGAAAGGUAGACUGCAGCAUAUACACUUGAGAUAGAGUAAGGAUGAAUAUGAUUAAGAAAAUAGUUACAGAAAGUAGGCAUGGAAGUCAUAACAACAGCAACGAUGAAGCUGAUUUCGCUAAAGGGCAACUUUCUCUGGUUAUAAUUGGAGGAGAUGGAGGGAGAGUAGAGCAUGAACCUGCUAAGUCAUUGAAGAGCUUGUUAGAGAAUCUCAGUUUGAAAUCUGAUAGCAAUGGUCAAACCAAUGAAGACUACUGGACUGAUUCUUUUGAGAAUGUAGGAAGUAGUAGUGCUUCACUGAUAGCUAGAAAGGAUAGGACAGGUGAUAAAUAUAGAAAUGGAAAUGGAGAAGGAAACUCUGAAAAUGAAUGGAAGAUGCUAUUGACUUCUUACAGAGGGGAGAGCAGCCUUGGGUCUCUAAGUAAUGUUCGAGAUGUUGAGAGUAGUGUGAUUGUAGAAAAAGGACUAAGUGAACAGACUUCCACUGAAAUUGAAGAAGAGGGAUCCAGCAGACGAAAGCGUUUGGCUAGAAUGGAUGGCAGUACUAAUUUUGAAGUUGCAGACAGUGUUUUGCUAGCUGCUAUCAAGAACAAGGUCGAGCUCAGCUCUGCAAGGUCCACUGACUGUUGUAUAUACAGGAUUCCUAACACACUUCGCAAAACCAAUGAGAAGGCCUACGUGCCUGAGAUAAUCUCCAUUGGCCCAUUUCACCGAUGCAAGGAAAACCUGGGAGCCAUGGAAGAGCAUAAACAGUGGUAUCUGAAAGCACUUCUCUCCCGUACAACAGACCCUGAUAAAAUCUUGGACGACUGCAUCAAAGCCAUGAGAGCAUUAGAAGCAAAUGCUCGGAAGUGCUACUCUGAACCCAUUGACUACCUCAGCAGUGAUGAAUUUGUGGAAAUGAUGUUGGUGGACGGUUGUUUCAUGAUCGAGCUGUUUUUCAGAUAUUCAGAGCAACAUUUGGAAGAGCAGGAGUGCUUGAUGAAAAAGAAUGAAGUAAAAUUGGAUCAGAAGGACCCAAUAUUCAGUUCUGAAAGGAUGCUCCCUACAAUACUCAGAGACAUGUUAUUACUUGAAAAUCAACUUCCCUUCUUUGUUCUUGAGUGGUUAUUCGACAUAAUCAUUGCUCCUGUCAAACAAAAAUCAGUCUCAUCCCUUAACCAACUUGUAUUCAAUUUCUUUGCUAAUGUGCUGCCAAUGGGUGGAAUGAAGUCCAAAGAUAGGACCCAUCUAAAAGGUGAGCAUCUGCUCCACUUAUUACGCAGAGGUAUUCUGCCCUCAUCAGCAAUGAGAAAGCCAAGGGACAUUCAGGAACCAGAGAUAACUCAUUGUGUAACAGAACUCAGAGAAGCUGGAGUCAAGUUCAAGAAGAAGGACAAGGCUGAUAGCUUCAUGGACAUAACCUUUAGUAAUGGAGUAGUAGAAAUUCCUAAUUUGAACGUUCAGGACUACACAAAUUGCCUUUUCAGAAACUUGAUUGCAUUCGAGCAGUGUUACCAUAGCUGCACCAGUCGGAUCACUUCUUAUGCGUAUCUCAUGGAUAGCCUCAUAGACACUCCUGAGGAUGUUCAGUAUCUAAAACGAAGAAGAAUCAUCACGCAUCUCAUGGGCAACCAUGAAGAAGUAUCCUUUCUCUUCAACAAUCUCUGCAAUGGCGUUUACCUCAACCACUUCUACUAUGUAGAUCUCUGUGAACAAGUUAAUGCCCAUUUCAGAAGCCGAUGGCAUACCUGGAGAGCAUCCCUGAUGCGUGACUACUUUAAAAAUCCUUGGGCAGUUCUUUCAUUCACUGCUGCAAUUCUGCUGCUUGCUCUUACUUUUAUAGGUGCUUUGUUCUCUACCCUUUCUUUCUGUCUCCAUCACUCAUGAUGUGUAAUGUCAUUGGUUUCCUUAAUUUCCUCUCCUUUAUUAUUAUUUUUUUUUUUGCUUUUCCUUUGAUUUUUAUUUUAUUUGGGGAGAGGGGAUGAUCGAUGUAUCACAUUCAUUUAUAUAUCAUGGUUAGCUCAUUCUUAAAAUGUUAAAUGUUAUGUUAGA
Messenger RNA from Nelumbo nucifera (sacred lotus), 2302 nucleotides. The record is from RefSeq and is a predicted model, not a curated record. Lineage: Eukaryota; Viridiplantae; Streptophyta; Magnoliopsida; Proteales; Nelumbonaceae.